This is a messenger RNA of Canariomyces notabilis, 492 nucleotides long. RefSeq lists its product as uncharacterized. The record is from RefSeq and is a predicted model, not a curated record. The coding region runs from base 1 to 492 and encodes 163 amino acids. NCBI's taxonomy places the organism in Eukaryota, Fungi, Ascomycota, Sordariomycetes, Sordariales, Chaetomiaceae. The transcript has a single exon.
AUGGCAUUAUUCGACCGCGAAGCCUUACUCGCCUUAGUGAACUUACCCGAAGAUGCUGAGGCGCUGGCUGAGUUGCUGAACAGCACAAUCGACUUCUAUGAAGACGAUCCUCGACGGUUCAUGUCAAUUAUCUCGGCGCCGCGCCUCAAUUUCCAAGACCAGAAGGCAGAAUGGGGGUUGUAUUGUUCAGGCUGUUGGUACACUGUCACUUCGGACCCUUCGAGGCACUUCGGGAUCCAGUACAGCCCGGAGGACAUUGAUCAGCACCUUAAAUACUGCAACAGCAGCACUACCAGCAGCGACAGCAGUGACAUCAGCGACAGCAGUGACAUCAGCGACAGCAGCAGCAGCAGCAGCACCAGCGACACUGGCAGCGACGGUGACAGCAACGGUGACAGCGACGGGGACAGCGACAGCGACGACCCUGGAUGGUUGCCGCCCGAGUGGUAUUGGCAACACUUAGUGCCUAGGUGCAAUGCACAACUAGCAUAA